Messenger RNA from Polyodon spathula (Mississippi paddlefish), 1565 nucleotides. RefSeq names its product metabolism of cobalamin associated C (gene mmachc). Bases 33 to 785 code for a protein of 250 amino acids. Gene Ontology annotation, cellular component: cytoplasm. Gene Ontology annotation, molecular function: FAD binding; demethylase activity; cyanocobalamin reductase (cyanide-eliminating) (NADP+) activity. The transcript has 4 exons. Gene Ontology annotation, biological process: cobalamin metabolic process. The record is from RefSeq and is a predicted model, not a curated record. Lineage: Eukaryota; Metazoa; Chordata; Actinopteri; Acipenseriformes; Polyodontidae.
AGAGUCCCACGCGGUGCUGGGUAGACAAUGUCAUGGAGGCGCCUGUUAGCAUUGUGGAAGAGUUUGAGAGGAGAUUGCGAGAGUGUCUGUCUCCGUUUGGUUUCGAAGUUCAACCCUUUCAGGUCGGCUGGUACAAUGCUGUCCUCCAGCCCUCCCUCCACCUGUCUCACCCCGAGAACACGCUGGCCAUGCUGGUCCUCAGCGCUCCGCAGAUGUUCGAGAAGGCUUUCAAACCCUUCCUGAAGAACCAGGAGUUCAAAAACAUCCGGGACCCCAUCGACGAGUGUGUGGCGCACUAUGUGAACAGGGCCGUGUCCCAGAGUUUCCCUGCACAGGAGGUGGAGGUGAGCUACGACUAUGAGAUGCUACCCAGCCGCCGGCCCCGCUUCCUGGCCCAGACGGCAGCUCACGUGGCAGGAGCAGCGUAUUAUUACCAGAGGAAAGAUGUCACUGAAGACCCGUGGGGAGACAAGAAGAUGUACGGUGUGUGCAUGCACCCUCGUUACGGAGGCUGGUUUGCGAUCCGCGCUUUGCUGGUUUUCCCUGGGGUGGUGGCCGAGGGGCUGGUGCAGAGGGACCCCCCGGACUGCGUCCCCUCACAGGAGCUGAGGAUCGAGCUGCUGGAGAGAUUCAACCUGCGCUGGCAGGACUGGAGCUACCGGGACAUUGUGCCAGUGGAGGUGCGCUACUCAGAGGAACAGAAGACGUAUUUCAGCACCCCUCCGGCUGACAGGCUCAAACUGCUGCAUGAGAGUGGAGACCUCCAGAUUUUCCCCUCAUAUUGAGACAGGCAUUUAGAUACCUUAGCCUGUCUCACUGGCCUCCCACUGCCACAUCUUGCAGUGUGACAUGCUGUAUGCACUCUCCACUAUGACACAGUAAGGGUCCCAUCUCUCCAGUAAAGCCUUCAUACAUUGUAGUCCGUAGGCUCUUCUGGUACAGGGCUUUGCGGUGUACGCUGACUUAAUGAAUCGGUCAUGUAAGGGGGCAUUGUGUUGCCACUCUAACUGGGUCAGUGGGACCAAGCUGAUUAAUACCUUUUUUUUUUUCCUGCCCUUGUAGGAUUAAUUUUUGAGAGUGUAGAAUAUAGAAUGCUGCGUUGAAUCUGCUCUGCAUCUAUUGCCACUGUGUGCUGUCUGGUAUCAUGCACAGCUACUCGAUUGGUGUUUCCAGAUGCAUCAGUGCAGUUCAGAUUGCCAGUUUGAUUCACUGAUUUAUACAUAACUUUCUGAAGACACAGUGGAAGACUUGUCAAUGUAGACUUUAGGGCAGAGGUUGUCAAUCUUUCUGUUUAAUGUUCAGCUUGGGGCCCCCAAGGAAAUAACAGACGAUAUUAAUAUGCUGCUACCGCCGUAAUAUUUUUUGCUGUUUAAAACCCUGACAGAACUCUACAAAUAUGCAUUUGUGGGUUUAUUUGAGAUGGGUCAGUUCAGCACUUUGUUAUAAAGAGGCUUUAGGUAUGGCUGUAGAAAAUGAUUAAGUAUAUACAGUGGCCGAGGGGUUUCAUGGUGCAUAACGGAAUGGUACGUAUUUCAAAAUAUAGACAAUAAAACAAAUAAAACAGG